Teleopsis dalmanni is the source of this 1899-nucleotide messenger RNA. Its product is annotated as serine protease inhibitor 42Dd-like. The transcript is spliced from 5 exons. The record is from RefSeq and is a predicted model, not a curated record. Bases 89 to 1846 code for a protein of 585 amino acids. Lineage: Eukaryota; Metazoa; Arthropoda; Insecta; Diptera; Diopsidae. Gene Ontology annotation, molecular function: serine-type endopeptidase inhibitor activity.
UUAAUAAUUUAACGACUAAGAAGAGAGAAUCGUAUAUAUAGACAUAUACUAAUAGUGCGAGUGUGGGAAAAUCCAAUGCAUCCAUGCAAUGGAGCGCCUAGCAAUCAUCCUAGUUGCGUCUGUUAUUACAGCUUCAAGUGCGCAGGCCAGAACAUCAGCAAAUGAUGGCGGCCUACAGCGGCGGCAUCAAGAAGAAUGGCAACAACUGUUGCAAUCACAACAAGCUUAUCUAGACAAUUUAAGGAAUACACACUAUCAGCAGCAGCAACAAGCACUAACACAACUGCAGCUACAACAAGUACGCGAUCAACAACUUGUUCAAUUACAAAGCGAACGAGAUCAACAACUACGUACUCAAGAGCAACUGCGUCAACGUCAAGAACAAGAAAAGCAGCAACUACAACAGCAACAGCAAGAACAACAACAACAGCAAACACAAAGGCUUACACCACAACAGCAGCAACAAAAACAGCAACAACAGCAACAACAACAGCAAGCACAAAGGCUUACACCACAACAACAACAAAAGCUACGUGAACAGCAACAACAACAGCAACGUGAACAGCAACAACAACAGCUAUUGCGAGAGCAGGAAGAGCGAGAGCGAGAGCGACAGCAACAGGAAUAUGAUGAUUAUCAACGUAGGCAACAACAAGCUGGUAGACAGCCAAUUCAGCAACCACAACCGAAUCCAAAUAUUCCACAAAACUAUCCAGUUACAACAAAAAAACCAGCACGUCCCGCCGCUCCGACGCCAUUCGAUAAAUUCAGCACACAACUGUUUCAAGUACUUGGACCAUACAAUCCUCAACUAAAUCUAGUAUAUUCUCCACUAGCACUGCACACUUUGCUAGCCUUUGUAUAUAUGGGUGCUUCUGGUGCAACCGAAGCAGAACUAAAGAAAGCUCUAUCACUACAACAAGUAAACAAGAACAGCGUACCACAAUUAUUUACCAGUGUAUUGAAUUCACAGAAGCAGGGUGCUGCAGAUCUUGUUAUGGCCAAUAAAAUGUACUACUCUAGUAAUUUAGUGUUUCAGGACGAUGUCAAUAAACCUCGUUACUUUAAUGCUGAAUCUGAGCCGGCCAAUUUUGACAAUCCCAGUCAGGUUGUGCACAGCGUCAACAAUUGGGUUGGUAAAAAAACAAACAAUAAGAUAAAAAAUUUGAUUACAUCAAGUGCUGUAGAUCCCACUACACAAGCGCUUUUAGUGAAUGCUAUUUACUUCAGAGGCAGUUGGGAACAUGAGUUCGGUGUCGGUGAUACAACAGAUGCAGUAUUUCAUGCAUACGGUCAAAAGCGUACUAAUGUCAAAAUGAUGUUUAUCGACGAAACGUUUCCAUACGCAGAUCUUAGUGAACUUGGUGCUGAUAUAAUCGAAUUACCAUACAAAGAUUCCGAGAUAUCAAUGUUAAUAAUAUUGCCAAAAAAUAAAAAUGGUUUGGCUGAUCUUGAAAGCCGAUUGAGCAAUAUUGAUUUGAAAACUUUAACAAAUAGAUUGAGCCCAUCGAAUGUGCAAUUACGGUUACCGAGAUUCCAAGUUGAGUUCGAAAUAGAUAUGCUUGAACCACUUAAGUUGCUGCAAAUAAGAAGACUGUUUUCAAGUCAAGCAAAUCUAGAUCAUUUCUUUGGUCCCGGUUCUCAAAUUGGUGUGUCAAAAGUUCUACAUAAGGCAGUGCUUAAAGUUAAUGAAGCUGGCUCUGAAGCUGCAGCUGCAUCUUAUGCUAAGUUGGUUCCAUUGUCUUUGCCAGUUAGAACUAUAGAGUUUACUGUAGAUCAUCCUUUCAUAUUUGCAAUUCGUGGUCCAGAUGCUGUGUACUUUGCAGGUCACGUGGUUAAUAUAUAAUGAAAUGUUCCUAGAAUUCGUAGGCUAUUCCAAAUUAUUCGAAAUUAUAAUUU